Molecule: messenger RNA, 6162 nt
Organism: Cephus cinctus (wheat stem sawfly)
Lineage: Eukaryota; Metazoa; Arthropoda; Insecta; Hymenoptera; Cephidae
Gene: Kua
Product: transmembrane protein 189
Exons: 5
Coding region: 2137-3060 (307 amino acids)
Molecular function (GO): oxidoreductase activity
Source: RefSeq, a predicted model, not a curated record
CAAGAUCAAAUUACGGAUCUAAUGUUAUAUUCAAAACGUAUACUAGUCAUUUAGCCUGAACUUAUAGGCCCAUUUGAUUCAUAUGGUAGAAAUAUGUUCAGAUGGUUUGUUUGGCUAAAUAACCGGGUACGACUGCUAAGACUUAUGGCUUAUCGUCCUAACGGUAUCAGAUCCAUUUAAUCGAAAAAGUUAGAAAUUUCCUGAAUAGAUUAGCAAACUUGGAAGAUAUACAGCAAGAGAUAAGGCAAACUGUGGUAUCCUAAGACUCUUCUCGUACGUGUACCCUUUGACUCGAUGGUGGCACUAAUCAACUUCUCAAAGAGCUACCAAAUUAAUGGACUCGGAUCCCCUUGUGGAUCUGUAAGGUACAUCACCCCUGCAAUUGUAUACAUACAUAAUGUAUAAUAUACUUCUAGUAUAUAGGUACACUUGUGCGUGCGUAUACAUUACGUAUUUAACGCGCGUGUCUCUGCCUCAACUCUUCAACCUAGUUUUUUUUUUUACAAUGCACUAGCUAGUUCCACCGAGAGGUAAGAAACCUAUCCUUCAAAAAUGGCAACGCCCUAGGAUAGAUUAAAUGGUAUACGUGAUAUGUAACGGGUAGGUUAGAUAAUAAAUCUUAUCAAAUAUACAUUGCAGAAACCCAUUGAUCUCUGUGAUAGGAGUACGUUUUACGUAUAUAGCUCCGAUAAGCAGAUAUUGUAUAUACCUAAACAUUUUUGCUUGUAUUUCUUGGAAGCAUGUUGUAUCAAUACAAAAAUAUAGAGAAGGAAAAUAUAAAUGUUCUUAUAGCGUGUGACUGCAAAAUGUAACGAAUUUGAAAAUGGGUUUUCCUUGGAGUUGCAAUAUUGAUAAUUAUUCUUUUUUUUUAAUCUUCAAUUUCGGAGGGAAUAACAUCCGUGCGGAAUAUAUUUCAUUUCUCUGAUCUACGGACGUUGAUCAAAUAAUCUGUUUACAUGGUACACAUAAGAGAAGCUGCUUAAUUCAUCCUAAAUCAUCAAACGUGAUAUUACGAUUUUUGCCCAAGCAGAAAACGAGAACGAGAUGUCCCUUCGCUCAGUCAAUAAUACGUGAACAAAAAUCGGGCAGGAGGUUCGAUCGAUGUCGUAACCUAGGAAAAAAGCCACGAGGCAAUUUUCACGCGAUGCGUGACCGACUACCGAGUUCAGUCGGGUACAAUCUAGGAAACGACGAAAUUGGGCUGUAGAAUUAUUCGAUAGUGUUAGAAAAUUUCUGAUUUCGGAUCCAUCUAUACGCGUAUCUAUAUAGAAACUGAAUUGUAUUAUAUACACACAUAUAUAUAUAUACCUAAUAAACUAUGCAAAAGCACAUAUAGGCACAACAGUAUAGUAUGAAUUAGCCGACAAAUGAUGAGUGUCUCUUAUCACGUUCUGGUGGGGUCGCUGCAAACGUUGGGACGCCGAGCGUCGUUGUUAGGCGGCGCCAAUCGCGUCGGUACCCGUCGCCCUGACGAGUCGUCGUCGUGGUCGUGUGGCGUCGCGUCGCCGUCUCAGCGACGUAGCAGUGGAACGACGCUGGCCGUAGUGGCGUGGUGGUAGUCCACGACGGUUAUUCAACUAGCUAUAUCACCGGCCAACGUACGUCCAAUUGAGUAAAGACACUCAAAGAGAAAUAAUAAAGGAUCUGAAGAAGAUAUGGAGUGGAGCCUUGUGAAUUUGUGGGAUUCAAGUGAGAACGUUCAGUGCAUGGGACACGUGCGUGUUACGCGGGAUGUUUAGAUUGUAGUGCGACGGCGUCGACAUUCCUUUUUAUUAUCGGCUAGUACUCGAGCGCACGUUUGAAGAUUUUCCAUUAGACAAAACCAUAAGCCUACGAAUGAUCGAGACUAAGUAAACUGAUUGUUUUCAUUAUCUAAUAAAAUAGGGGACCUCAUGGAAGUUGGUAAAAUCGGUACAAGCCAAAAUAAAAAAAAGCAAAGUUUUUCCUAUAAAAGUAACGGAUAAUCAAAUGAAUACACAAAGCAUAUAUUUCGCGUGAUGCCGAAGGGACAUUCGUGCCUAAACAUAUUAAAGACGACCUGAAGAUACGGCCUUUAAAAAUCAGUGGCUUAAGUAUAAAAAAUAAUAAGAAAUAAUAAAAGUGAGAGAAAAAAUACAAAAAGAAUAGUUACGAGUCAUGGAAGGAUCGGCAGUGCCGCACCUAGAGCAAGCAGCUUCAGCCGCCUGCACAAUGGCUACAAAUUUUCUAGCACCGGUCAAAACCGAACAACAAAUAUAUGAGAAUUCUAUGCUCGAGGAUGACCCUAAUGCGAAUUCUGUGGUACCCACUUCGUCGGAGGACAGGACUGUACCUAGAUGGGGCCCUACUCAUAAAGGGGCCCAGGAAUUGGCAAAUCUCUACAGCACUGGAAAAAGGACGCAGGAGUGUAUCUGCGUGGGAAUCUGCAUAACGUUGAUGGCGCUCAAUUUCGUGUUCAUUGUCGUAAGACUAAGGCUCGAGAAUUUGAGUUCGAUAGCCAUCGCUGCGUUGUGCGGCAUCAUUACAGCUGAUUUUGGAUCCGGCUUGGUACACUGGGCUGCGGACACAUGGGGAUCCGUGGAAUUACCUAUUAUUGGGAAAAACUUUUUGAGACCAUUCCGAGAGCAUCAUAUAGAUCCAACGAGUAUCACCAGGCACGACUUUAUUGAGACAAAUGGUGACAAUUUUAUGGUGACCAUACCGUUUCUAUGUAAACUUACCUGGGACUUUCUUGUGCUACCUGAGUCUGACGUACAGCAGAAAUUCCUCUGGACGUGUUAUUGGUUCCUCUUAGCCAUCUUUGUGGCGAUGACCAAUCAGAUUCACAAGUGGUCCCACACGUAUUUCGGUCUACCAGGCUGGGUGGUUUGGCUCCAGGAACACAGGAUCAUCCUACCUAGGAGACAUCAUCGGGUGCAUCACGUUGCGCCUCAUGAAACGUACUUUUGUAUAACCACUGGAUGGCUCAAUUGGCCUUUAGAGAAGCUGUGCUUCUGGUCCAUCCUGGAGACGAUCAUCGAGAAGUCCAUAGGCUGCAAACCAAGGGCGGACGAUAUGAAAUGGGCACAGAAACGAUCUUGAGAGUCGGUACGAGUUCUUGUACAGUUAUACUCUGUGCCGGUGAUCUAGAAAGAUCAAUGGAUCUAUCAAUUCGGAAUGUACUUUAGAUCCGAUGAUCAAGGCGUGAUCUCAUCUGCUUGGAUCAUUUUAUUAUUAUAUAUUUUAAAUAUCAAGGCAAAGGGUUUACACUUCCGUGAUGCAAUGCCGUACUGAACAAGAUGAUAGGACCGACUCUUCGUGAUCGAUUAGAUAAAUAUUGCCUACGAAAAGAUAGUUAAUCACGGGCAAUAAUUAUCUUUUAUUAUUAAUAUCGCGAGGCUUUUUCGCGUGAUAUCAUUAUUUUCUUUGGCAUGAGGACUGUAUUAUUUGUUGAGCCGAAUGCUUUUAAACUUUACACGUUUGUAAUACCGCUGCGCAAUAAUGUAAUCUAAGGCACAACAAUGAAGACUCGCGUGUUUAUGUAUUUGUUACUUUGGUCGAAAUGUCAGAUGUGAUAUCGCAUACAGGCAAUCUGACGAAUUUAUCACGAGAGAUGUGUGUAAAGUGAAUUGAACGAGUUUCACACGAAGUUUCGACUCUCCGAGCCUUUGAAGGAAAGUGAGAUUAAGCAAGAUGCAUUAAGAGAGAUACUGUAUGGACCUCAAUGAAAUCUUUGAAAAGAGAAACAACCUACGUUAGCCUGGGCUAAAAAAAGAAUUACUGGCCUUAAGUGCAGGAAGAGAGUAGGAGAGAACAAAUAACGAAUAAGAAUAAAAUUAUAGUAUUAAUUUAAAGAGAGAACUCACGAGAUAUCUGAGAUAUAUCGAAAAUAUUUAUAAACAUAUUUCCGACGACAGAUUAAAUAAUGUUAACGUUGACGUGUAACUAAAGCAUAUAUAUAUAUAUGAUUUAUAUUGCUAUAUAAAAAAUGAUUAACUAUUUCACACACAAUCAUUUGCACAAUAAGUCUAUAGAUAGAGAAUUAUAAAUAUUGACAAAUUACUAUAAACGUCGACUUGGAAAUUUAUUGAGUCGAUUAAUGAACACUUUGCUGACCAGUUAUUUUAAGCCAAAACUAUAUCGUGCAGCCGAGAUCUAUAUUUCUUUCGAGCCAAAAUUUGCAUAAACUGAUGUAAAUGCAAACACGAGUGACUGGUCAGCAAUAUGUUAAAUUGCCCGCAAACGAGCCUAAACGCGCUUCAGUUAUUUACAAAAUAACGUUCCCUGUACCGGCAUGAAAUUUUAAAGCAAUUGCCAUACACAAUGUCAUAUGAAAAUCGAAUUCGCACACGUGGGCCCUAAGCGCUUUUAAUACACGCAAUGGUAUGGAUUUCCUUUCCAGUUCUUACACGGAAAUAAUAAGAGAAUAAUCGCGAGCGAGAGACAAAGAACGUAGUUCCUUGAAGUCGAAUAAGUGCGAAAAUCAUAAUUUUUUCAUUUUAUCACACGUAGAAAGAAUCCGAUCAUUUUUCAAAUCUCGAACCAUUUAAAAACUGUGAAUCUACGUCACUGUAACCUAAGACUAAGACUUACAGGGAAGCGUACCGAUAAAGCGCAAUAUAGUAAAUACAAAAUAAAUCAUAAAAAUUCUAUUAAGAUCAUUCACGUGCAUUAGGUAUACGUUAUUUAAUGAUAAUAUACCAAUUAUUAUCGGUCACACUUCCCCUAUACUCUUAUCUCGUAAGAAUGAGAUUACGAAGAAUGUAAAACUUAUGUGCUAAGUGCAAGUACAAGUUUUAGGUUCAGGGACCAAAAUAAAAAGGAAAAGGGCCUAUUGCUCGACGUGACAGUUUUUCGAUUUGAAAUGUGUGACUCCAAAUAUCGUAUACCUAUUGAAAUAUCGUAUGUACUCGAAUGAUUCGAUAUUUUUAUUCAUUUUUAAAGAACAAUAAUUUUAUUCAUUUUAUAUUUAUCUCAUUCAGUGACAUCUUUCAGAGCGACAUAUAUCCGAAAUCGCUUAGGUACUCUGGUAGUCUGUGAACAAAUAUUUAUGUGCGCUGUUACAAAAAUUAUAUAUUUAUUUUUUAACAACGGUCUACGUCACGCGAAUUCGAGUAUAAGCGUUAUGCAUGCAACUUCGUACACUUUGAAAAGUGGUCGCACGGUGCAAGGUAUGAUCCUCGCAAGCAAGUCAGUAAUAAUGUCUUUUUUUUUAAUGAAUUACUAUAUUAAUACAUACAGUGUCUGUAAAACGUUACGGCCAUUAUUAGUCGAUUAUUACUGUUGUUGUUAUUACUUAGUAUAGUAAAUCUUUAAGUGAACAUCUUCGAACGUGUGAUGAUUGCGAAUACGUGAGUGUGACAUUUUUUUUACACUAUGCUUUUUAUACAUAUAAUGUAUAUGCGUUAUACCGAAUGGGGGUUUUUAAAUAUGAAAUUAUGUAGCAAACUCUUAUUGGCGUGAGCAUAGCGUAAUCAAAAUGAGUAAUGCUAGAGAGAAUAUAGAUAUAUAGAAAGGCGUGUUGUGCUAGUCGAGCAGUCAAAACUUCAUUUUCUGUGCUAGCAUUACUUUUUGUUUUUUCAUACAAAUUUUGAAAUUUUUGUGGCAACAAUUAUAUGCCUCUUAGGCUGCGAACUUUGUUAGUACACUUUUUUUAAAAGCUCGGCGAUCGGCUGGAGCCGCAAAAUCGGAAGAGGCUGAGAAAGGCUGUGAAAUAAUCAAAAAUAUGGGAAAAAAUAUAAAAAUAAACGCGCUAACGCCAGUUACUUAAUUUUUUUUUGUACGAAUUGUAUAAAAUUGAAUUUUCUAUAUAACCACUCACGGUCCAUACAUAGUCUCAUAAAAUCGUAUAACGUAAGCAAGCAAUUCAUUAACUUCUACUGUAAACAGAAAAUGGUCGAUUUUGACUGCUUCAUAUAAUUAGGUGCGUAACUAUAUGUAUAUAUCCGUAAGGAUGUCGUUUGAAAAAUUCCUUAAGAUAAAUCAUGUAAAGAGAGUAAAAGAGAGAGAGAGAAAGAGAGAGAUAGGGUGUGAAACUAGACUAAGGAACGAAAUGGAGAGAGAACGAGCGUGAAAAUUACAGUAAUAGAACCCAGAGAGACACAGUUAAUAGAACAAAGUUUUGGAGCAAACAGAUUUUCCUGGAGACACACUUCCGCGUCAACUGUGGCGAUUGUGUCCUGAGCAUUGGCCGCUCUUGAAAAA